This is a messenger RNA of Actinia tenebrosa (Australian red waratah sea anemone), 5636 nucleotides long. Its product is annotated as DNA replication ATP-dependent helicase/nuclease DNA2. Gene Ontology annotation, biological process: replication fork reversal. The record is from RefSeq and is a predicted model, not a curated record. Gene Ontology annotation, cellular component: cytoplasm. Lineage: Eukaryota; Metazoa; Cnidaria; Anthozoa; Actiniaria; Actiniidae. Gene Ontology annotation, molecular function: single-stranded DNA helicase activity; 5'-flap endonuclease activity.
UAGUGCUUGGCGGGAGAUUUCGAUCUCGAUGAAAAURUACAAUUCAUAUUUUGUACAAAUACUAGGAUCUUUUCCAUCUUUCCAUUUAUCUUUAGUGAAAGUCUCCUAUAAUUAGAGGGGAUGAUAAAACAGUGGGAAAUCUUCAGUAAAAGACAUGAAAAAAUCUCGCUGUAACUCAACCGGCGCGGACAAGCAGAAAGGAUCAAAUCAACAAACCAUUUCCAGUUUCUUCAACAAGGGUGGGAAAAGCCAGUUAUUUUCUAUUGUUGGAUCAACAAACAAAGUUGAUAAGAAAACACUGAACCUUACAACAAAGAAAAGAAGCUGUAAACCUAAGGAGGGGGAUAAGACUUCUGAUGGAGAACAUCUUAUAGAUGGACAAAACAAAAAUAAGGACACAAUAACGUUAGAUCAUGAUGAUUUUGACACUCAAUCUGCUUUGGGUAAUGACGUUACUGCAACAUUAUAUGAUAAGAAUGACACACCAAAUAGAAAAUCCUUAUUUUGUUUGGGUGACGAUGUUGUUGUUAAAUCAAAUGAUGAUAGAAGCACAUCCAAUCAACACCUUCAUCACUUGAAUGAAGAACAGAAUGCAACAAAGAACAUAGUAGAGGAUAAUUCGGAUGAUGAAUUGAUACCUCCUACUCCUUCGCCAGUAGGAUUGAGUCACAGCUUCAUGAAGUCUGCAACAUCAUCCUUGGGAGGUAAUACUCCAAAGCGCAAAGCUUUUACUAACUUAAAGUUAAGACAAGUUAUUCUUAAAAAAGAAGAAGAGGAGGAGAAAAAAAAGAUGAUGAWGAAGAUGCAUCAUGGCUUGAGCAAUGAGGGUUCAUCUUGUGUGUCUAGUGCUUCAGCAUUUGCCAACAAAGUGAGUGCGACAUCUGAGGGAAACUCUUCCGUAGGAAACAAGCAAAAAAAUUUAAAAAUAAAUGGGAACAGUGACAACCACAGAUUAAAGUCUGAGAAUUGCAGAUUAAAAUUAUCUAACAACUUUCAACUAAAUGGAAAAGAUUUAAAUGUUGGAAACCGAACAUGUACGUCUCCAGAAAUGACUGGAGAAAAGACCAGGUCCACUUUAACAACGUUAUCAAAGUCGUCUAUUGAAGGUACAAGUUUGAGCAAAGAUAGCGAUGCUCAUCCUGUACUAGCUCCGAGCAAGAUUGUACUAAAAAAGGGUAAAUCGUUCAAGCGGCGAGCAUCUAAAGGGAACUCACCUACAAACAAGAGACACCAAGGGGAGACUUCAUUCCUUCUUCAGGAAUCAGCACAACUUUCUGAUAAAAUACGAAAAGGAAAGYCAAAAAUCUUGAAUGAUAUUGAAAUGGCACAGAUGUAUGGAGCAGAUUUGUUAUUAGCAGAACAUGGAGAUAUAACUGAAGGUAUGGGAGAUAAUCCAUCCAUAUCCAUGUUGAAUAAUUACAAUAAUACAAGAUUAAAAACUGUAAACAUUGGCAAACAAGUAACCCAUGCAGAAGAAACAGAGCACAAUAACGUAAAAGGCAGUACCCACUAUGUGGUGGGUGCCACACCCAGCACUACUAUGUCAUCACCAAUCAAAGGACAUGAAAAUGAGUGGAUAGACAAACAAUUUGGUGCCACACCCAUUACCCCUGGAAAGAGACCCACUAAAGAUAGUGAGGAACACCUGUUUUUGGAUGAACAUUUGAGUACCAAACCCAUUAGUCCUGGGGAGACACCCAGUGAUAACAGUGACAGACACCUGCUUUUGGACAACACUUUGAGAGCCACACCCAUUACGCCUGGGAAGACACCCAUCAAGGAAUACGACAGACACUUCAUCACAGACCUUUCAUUACUGACACCCACUAAAAACUCACCAAAUGCAUCACGUGAUAGUCUUCUUGGGGUUGAGCUUGAUUGUCUGAUGGAUGGAGUUGAGUGGUCACCAAUGCCGAAGAAGAACUCAGCAAGAACAAAGCUAUUCCAACAAUAUGCUCCCCACUCCUCCCCCUACCGUCGGUUUUUAGUCCUAGAGGUUUACAGACGAGAAGCAAAAAAAGACGAAGCCUUGGCCAAAUAUGGCAGGGUCCUGUCUGAGAAGGUGCUUCGCCUUUUUGACGAGGGAAGAUCUGAAGAAAGAUACUGUUACUUGAGACAAGACUGGGAGACGACUGAAGUAGAACCAGGAGACCUUGUGCAUGUGACUGGAGAUUUUGACGUCACUUCCGGUAUCUGUAUCCUUGACAACCAGACAGACCAAUACAUCGUGGUACACCCCGACACCUUAGUUUCCGGGACGACAGUUGCCGGGGCAACGAGAUGUUUGCGCAGAACUAUUCUAAACGAACGUUUUCGUACAGAGGAUACAAACGAGGCGAUGUUGAUCGGGACCUUGCUUCAUGAUUUGUUUGAUAAAGCGAUGCAAGCAAAAGAAUUUUCCAAAGAAAACCUCAUCUCCAAGGCCAAGGACAUGUUACAACAACACUCGUAUCUCAACUCAUUGUACAGCAUUGGUAUGUCUGAAGUGACCGCCCUGGACAAGAUAAGCGAGAGCAUACCAGCAUUCAGUGAGUGGUCCAAACGAUACGUUCUACCUUUACCACACCCUGAUAUUAGUCUGAUGGACUACAAAAGUGUUUGUGAUAAGACUGACUCCACUGAACAACCAAGUGUUUGUAUAUCAGAACUGAAGGACAUCGAGGAGAAUGUCUGGUCACCGAGAUUUGGCUUGAAAGGAAAAGUAGACGCGACGGUUGAGGUGAAGAUUGAUAGACGACCCAGAAUAAGAAGACACAGACCUGAUAAGGAUAACACUAUAGAGACAUCUGUGAUACCUUUAGAACUGAAGACCGGCAGACUUUUCUCCAAGCUAGGAUCGGUUGAUCACCGAGCUCAAGCCAUCCUCUACACUCUUCUCCUAUCUGAUCGUCACCGCCACCCAGUAGACUCAGGUUUAUUGUACUACAUGAAGUCAGGACACAUGGUUGGUGUUCCUGCUCUGGUACACGAGAAAAGAGCUUUAGUAAUGAGACGGAAUGAAGUCGCAAGGUAUCUCUCCCUCAGCAGAACAACUGGUGGUCUGAAGAUGCCAGGAAUGCUGAAGGAUCUUCGCACUUGUAGUCGCUGUUCACAAGCACAGAACUGCACCUUAUUCCACAAGUCCAUCGAGAAUGGCAACCCCGUCACCAGUGGCCUCGGGGAAUAUUUCGACAAGCUCACCCAACACUUGUCCCCAGACCACACGCGUUAUUUUGCGGACUGGUUCAAACUGGUUUGUCUGGAAGGCAAAGAAAUUCUACAAUCGGGUAAAUCUAGUCAACACCUCAUUUGGAGCAUGGAGAGACUGGAACGAGAGGCGCUCGGCCAGUGUCUCAGUGGAAUGGUGAACACAUCACGUGAUCAUCAGAUGGAUAAUACUGGGGUGUAUCUACACUGCUUUGAAAGGUCACCUGACCACCCGACCCAGACUCCUCUGGUUGAUAUGCUUAUUAGUGCUGGAGAUAGAGUGGUUGUGAGUGAAGAGCGAUCAAGUGCUAUUGCCAUGGCAACAGGAUACAUAAGAGAAGUGAAUGCAAAGGAAGUGAUUGUAUCUUUGGACCGAGAUCUCUCUAAAUGCUACAGAUCGGCAGAUAUGAUGGAUCAAACACCUAUUUAUCGUCUGGAUAAAGACGAAGGUUACAACAGCUUAGUCACACCUUGGUCUAAUGUGGCCAAGCUUCUUAAUACAGAAUCCAAACGAAACGCCGAUCUUCGCCGAUUGAUUAUCGAGUUAAAGCCCCCUGUCUUCGCUCGUAGUCGGCAAGCACUCAUCAACUUUAGCAGCCAGUCUUCUGUUGGUUCUCUGAACAUUGAUAGUCAGACAUCGUCAAACUCAUCCCAGGCCUCCAGCGGCACGCCCAAGUACCAGGACACCGUUGUUGACUCCCUAAUGCAAGACCUCAACGAGGACCAGAAGCGAGCCAUACUAAAAGUUUUGUGUGCUGAAGAUUAUACGUUGGUCCUUGGUAUGCCAGGAACUGGUAAAACAACAACCAUAGCACGACUGGUGCAGAUACUAGUGGCUAGAGGGAAAAGUGUACUGUUGACUAGUUAUACACACACCGCUGUUGAUAAUAUUCUACUCAAGAUAAAACAGAGAGGGAUGGAUGUCAGCUUGUUCAAACGUCUAUCAGAGCAUCAUCCACAAGCCGUCGUCUGUCUAGAACACCAGUAUCGUAUGAAUCAAGACAUCAUGGCCUUAUCAAGCACACUCAUCUACGAAGAACGCCUGAAGUGUGGUACCCUACAGGUGGCCAACGCCCUUCUGGAUAUCCCACAGUGGAAAGAGAUUGUCUCUUGGGUGUCUGUUAGGACGCGGGAUACCUGUGAUAAUUGGCUGUUGCAUGCGUUAGAUCCCACUCAUCCUGUAGUUUUUCUGAACACGGACCAAGUGCCUGCGUACGAGACUCGUAAUGGACAUCUGGUGUCGAACGAGACAGAAGCCACUUUCAUCCUGCAGCUGACAUGCGCACUAAGAAUGGGUGGAGUCGAUUCAUCAUCUAUUGGAAUCAUUUCACCCUAUCGACAACAGCUGAAACUUAUAAAAGAACUCCUCUUCAGCCAGAAUUCCAAGGCAUCCAGUGAAGACCUCGAAAUCAAUACAGUAGAUAAGUACCAGGGACGCGACAAGCCUUGUAUCCUAGUCUCUCUCGUACGAAGCAACGAUACGUCAUCAGUCGGUGACUUACUAAAGGACUGGCGCCGAGUCAACGUAGCUGUGACUCGAGCCAAAAACAAACUGAUUCUGAUUGGUUCUUUGAGCACCCUACGAGCAAGUCUUCUCUUGAAUGAAUUGAUUGAUUUGAUGGAGAAGAAUGACUGGAUUUGUGAGCUCCCGAAGGACGCGCAUAAAAUGUUCGUUGACCUGGCAUCUUUGGAGGAGACGGAGUCGCAAAACAGUAAGAAAAAUCAUGAGCAAUUGACUUUAUAAAUAGUAGUUUUGUAUUACUAGAUAACUAAAAUAACUAAAAUUACUUUGGGUCGCAACGAUUCUAUCACGUGACAUCUCGUUGCAUCCUGAUUGGAUAAAUAAUAAUAUUGAUCAUUUGCGCUGCCGGUUUGAUUGAAUCUCUUCACGUGACAUCUUGUUGCAAGUCUUUUGAUCAACAAAAGUUAAAACCUGAUACUACUUCUCAGUAAACCUCUUUACCUUGGGCGUAAUGUUUUCCCAUUUCAGACCAUGUGUCAUUCUCUUGAAAAUAAGAUUGUUUGAGUUGUAUCCACAUCCACGUGUCUUCUCAUGCGCAACCGUUAAACAAAGAAAUAAUGCUCUAGGGAAUGACACGUGGUCUGAAAUGUGAAAACAUUACGCCCGCACUGAAGAGGUUUAUAAUAAUCUGACGUUUUGAAAGUUAUAUAUCUUUAAAUAUUACGAUAAUCAAAACUAUUUUAAUAUAAUAAUAUUGUAUAUUAAUAUCUAUGUCUAUUUAUAUAUUUACCAGUUAUAGAUGAUUUAUGGCUGAACAGCUAAUAUCAAAAAAACGUGUUUAAAAGAGCUCUAAAAGCUCCAACAACGCGGGAAAGAUGUUGGCAACAAUGCAAUAACUUGUAUAAUAUAAUGCAAGCUAAAUGUUUUUGCUUUUAUAAUAUAUAUAUAUAACAUAUGUAUGUAUUUGUAACAUAAAGUUCUAUAGAUA